Diabrotica balteata is the source of this 677-nucleotide messenger RNA. The record is from the annotation of a GenBank genome assembly. Lineage: Eukaryota; Metazoa; Arthropoda; Insecta; Coleoptera; Chrysomelidae.
GCAGUUGACAUUUUAUAAUAAUUUUGGCAUAUUUCCAAAUGUAAAUUUUAAGUAUUUUAUUACGGGAAAAUCAAAAUUCUCAGUAACUGCUUCAAAAAAAUAAUUAAAUGGACGCGGAAACAGCUGCACCCUCGCUUUUUGAGAUAGAUUGGUGGGAUUUGAAAAUAUAUCAACAUCCACCAUGCCUUUUUUCUCUAUGGUACCUAUUCACUAUUGUAGAUUUACUCUGGAAUCCGGUUAAAGAAAAAGUUAAUGAACUAAUUGAGUUGUGCGGUCCUAAAGAACAACCAGAAGGUGAAGGUGGUGGUGAAGGUGAAGGUGAAGGUGAAGGUGAAGGCAGUGAUAAAGCUGGAAAGAGAAAGUGGUGGAAAAGAAAACCUAGUGACGAGGUAGAAGAAGGAGAAGCAACAGAAACGGAAGGAGAAACCGAGGAAGAAGGCGAAGCAACUGAAGAAGAAAAAGCUGAAGAAGGAAAAGCUGAAGAAGGAAAAGCUGAAGAAGCAGAGGAAGGGGAAGGCGGAGAAGGAGAAGGGGAAGGAGAAGAAGAAAAAGAAGAAGAGUAAAUAUAAGUAAUUAAUAUAAUUAACAGCACCCUAAAAUACAAUCAUUUAUAUUGCAUAAUAUGCUAAAUGUUUGAAAUAAAAACUGCUUAUACUUGGUAUAUAAUAAAAAAUGUC